AUGGCGGCUGGGCUGUUUGGUUUGAGCGCUCGCCUUCUUUUGGCGGCAGCGGCGACGCGAGGGCUCCCGGCCGCCCGCGUCCGCUGGGAAUCUAGCUUCUCCAGGACUGUGGUCGCCCCGUCCGCUGUGGCGGGAAAGCGGCCCCCAGAACCGACCACACAGUGGCAAGAGGACCCAGAACCCGAGGACGAAAACUUGUAUGAGAAGAACCCAGACUCCCAUGGUUAUGACAAGGACCCCGUUUUGGACGUCUGGAACAUGCGACUUGUCUUCUUCUUUGGCGUCUCCAUCAUCCUGGUCCUUGGCAGCACCUUUGUGGCCUAUCUGCCUGACUACAGGUGCACUGGGUGUCCAAGGGCGUGGGAUGGGAUGAAAGAGUGGUCCCGCCGCGAAGCUGAGAGGCUUGUGAAAUACCGAGAGGCCAAUGGCCUUCCCAUCAUGGAAUCCAACUGCUUCGACCCCAGCAAGAUCCAGCUGCCAGAGGAUGAGUGACCAGUUGCUAAGUGGGGCUCAAGAAGCACCGCCUUCCCCACCCCCUGCCUGCCAUUCUGACCUCUUCUCAGAGCACCUAAUUAAAGGGGCUGAAAGUCUGA
Messenger RNA from Pan troglodytes (chimpanzee), 593 nucleotides. It is a transcript of the gene NDUFB11, whose product is annotated as NADH:ubiquinone oxidoreductase subunit B11. Gene Ontology annotation, cellular component: respiratory chain complex I. The transcript is spliced from 3 exons. Lineage: Eukaryota; Metazoa; Chordata; Mammalia; Primates; Hominidae. The coding region runs from base 1 to 492 and encodes 163 amino acids. The record is from RefSeq and is a predicted model, not a curated record.